Lemur catta (Ring-tailed lemur) is the source of this 1146-nucleotide messenger RNA. RefSeq names its product RAN binding protein 1 (gene RANBP1). Gene Ontology annotation, cellular component: cytoplasm; nuclear pore; centrosome. The coding region runs from base 249 to 854 and encodes 201 amino acids. Lineage: Eukaryota; Metazoa; Chordata; Mammalia; Primates; Lemuridae. Gene Ontology annotation, biological process: positive regulation of mitotic centrosome separation; nucleocytoplasmic transport. Gene Ontology annotation, molecular function: GTPase activator activity. The record is from RefSeq and is a predicted model, not a curated record. The transcript is spliced from 6 exons.
CGCGGGGCGGGCCGGACAAUGAGAGUGUCCGCCGCAUGAGCCAAUAAAGCUGUGCUGGUUUUGAAUCGCGGCGCGUUUCCCGCCGCCGGGGUCAGGGGUCGGGGUUCGGGUCGCGGGGCGGAGGGAAGAGCGGGCGGGCAGGAGGCGCCGGCGCCAGACGCGGAGGGAAGGAGCUGCGAGUAGCCGCUGAGAGGCCGCGGAGCCAGCGACGACCGAGCCAGCCGAGCCGCCGCCGCCGCCGCGCCCCCAUGGCGGCCACCAAGGACACGCAUGAGGACCACGAUACCUCCACUGAGAACGCAGAUGAGUCCAACCAUGACCCCCAGUUUGAGCCAAUAGUUUCUCUUCCUGAGCAAGAAAUUAAAACCCUGGAGGAAGAUGAAGAGGAGCUUUUUAAAAUGCGGGCAAAGCUGUUCCGAUUUGCAUCAGAGAAUGAUCUUCCAGAGUGGAAGGAACGAGGCACUGGUGAUGUCAAGCUCCUGAAGCACAAGGAGAAAGGGACCAUCCGCCUCCUCAUGAGAAGGGACAAGACUCUGAAGAUCUGCGCUAACCACUACAUCACACCGAUGAUGGAGCUGAAGCCCAACGCAGGCAGCGACCGUGCCUGGGUCUGGAACACCCACGCUGACUUUGCUGACGAGUGCCCCAAGCCGGAGCUGCUGGCCAUCCGCUUCCUAAAUGCUGAGAAUGCACAGAAAUUCAAAACAAAGUUUGAAGAAUGCAGGAAAGAGAUUGAAGAGAGAGAAAAGAAAGCAGGAUCGGGCAAAAACGAUAAUGCUGAAAAAGUGGCUGAAAAGCUAGAAGCUCUUUCGGUGAAGGAGGAGACCAAGGAGGAAGCUGAGGAGAAGCAAUAAAUCGUCUUAUUUUAUUUCCUUUUCCUUUCUUUUUUUUUCUUUUUUAAAAUUUUGCCCUGCCCUUCCUUUUUGGUUUUAUUCUGUUUUGUUUUUACAAGGGACUUUAUAUAAAGAACUGUAUUCCAACAUUCAGGUUGGUUUUGUUUUCUAAGUUUUUGCCCUAUUGAAGACGACUUCAGAAAAUCCAUUCCCCAGUCAUGAAAAUGUACUGUGCUAACUUUCUUUUCCAUAGUGGAAACACUUAUUUAUAGUCAUCAAAAAUAGUGAAUAAAGACCACAUUUGGAACCUGGA